UGUGUGUGUGUGUGUGUGUGUGCGCGCGUGCAUGCAUGCAUGCGCGUGCGUAAGAGAGAGAGACGGAUGAUCUCACACUACACACAUCGCCACCUUAUGAGGUGAACACUUGUGUAGUCUACACUCUGUAGUGCUGUAAACACCAGUGGAUACAUAACACACACACAUAUACACACAUAUAUAUAUAUAUACACACACACACACAAACACAAACGUAUAUAAGAGAAAAAGAUGCUUCGUUUAGUUUUGGCAGCUGCCGUUCGGAACAAACCCGGAUAACACGAGGAGAACCAAACAGCAGCAACCGCAGGCUCACAGGACGGCGCACGACGCUCCAGGAAGCCGAGCGCACACGAGAACGAGAGCACAGACGGAUCAGGACUCGCAGCUCGACACCAAUGGAGCCUCCGCACAAGAGGAAGACGCAGAAGAGGAAGUGGCAGGUAUUCCCUGGGAGGAAUAAAUUCUACUGCGAUGGCAGGAUUAUGAUGGCAAGACAGACCGGGGUUUUCUACCUGACGCUCGUUCUCAUCCUUGUCACGAGCGGACUCUUUUUUGGGUUCGACUGUCCGUUUUUGGCGGCCACGCUGAGUCCAGCGAUCCCUGUGGUGGGUGGCGUGCUGUUCUUCUUUGUGCUGGGGACUUUACUCAGGACGAGCUUCAGCGACCCCGGCGUCCUGCCCCGAGCCACCGCGGACGAGGCUGCAGAUUUGGAGAGACAGAUAGAUCUCGCUAACGGUUCCAGUACUACAGGAUACCGGCCUCCUCCACGGACCAAAGAGAUCGCCAUUAACGGACAGACGGUGAAGCUAAAGUACUGUUUUACGUGUAAGAUCUUCAGACCACCGCGUGCAUCGCACUGCAGCCUUUGUGACAACUGUGUGGAGCGGUUCGAUCAUCACUGCCCCUGGGUAGGGAACUGCGUUGGAAAGAGGAACUACCGCUUCUUCUACAUGUUCAUCCUGUCUUUGUCCUUCCUCACAAUCUUCAUCUUCGCCUUCGUCAUCACGCAUAUAAUCAUGAAAUCCCACAGUAACGGCUUCCUCAGCGCACUCAAAGACAGUCCUGCCAGUGUGCUGGAGGUUGUCGUGUGUUUUUUCUCCGUGUGGUCAAUAGUGGGACUCUCCGGCUUCCACACCUACCUGAUUGGAUCCAAUCAGACCACCAAUGAAGAUAUUAAGGGAUCGUGGUCAUCCAAAAGAGGGAAAGAUAACUACAACCCUUAUAGCUAUGGAAAUAUCUUCACAAACUGUUGUGCAGCCCUCUGUGGGCCUCUUCCACCCAGUCUCAUCGACAGAAGAGGUUUGGUCCUGCCUGAGACGCUACAGCCUGCACCACCCACUAACGGUAUCACAAUGUACGGUGCCACUCAGUCCCACACCCGCAUGUGUGACCAAGACCAGUGCAUUCAGAGCACCAAAUUCAUUUUGCAGGCCGCCGCUACGCCGUUGCUGCAGAGCGAGACCCCAGUCAUGGCUGAUGAGUCAUCGGUGCCUGGAAAGCCAGUUCCAGGUGCUCCGUGCCCGAUGCUUCCUCUUGGCCAGCCCACACCACCCGCCUCCACCCCGAGUCUGAGCUGUGACGGUGAGAGUCUGAGCCCUCCAGCUUCCGAGCCGCAGCACCACUUCCUCACACCUGACGAAGCUCCUUCGCCCCCAGGCAUGCUUCCUUGCACAAGCCCACUGGAUCACAGCCACACGGCGAACUUCUACAACCCCGCCAGUCAGGACUCUUUACACGAGGACUCGGUCAGAGGUCUGAUCAAACUCAGCUCUGUUUAAACCUACUGAUGCAUGGUCAUCAUGUGCGUCGCUCCACACGCUGCCCUUUAAUCUGUGCCAAGAGCCUCUAGCUCCUCAUCGUAACACUCAGUACACUCUGAGUGAUCUGAGUCACUCAGUGUGGACCGGAACACGUUUAAACCCAAUCUGCCACACUCCCAAGCCACAAAAUGAGCAGCCAAAUCUGUCUUCGCUCUUCUGACGGUCAGGAUGCAGAAGCUGCUGCUAUGAAGGCUGGGUGACUUCGAAAACAAAGGGCUGUAACUAACUCCGUGCAUCGAACCAUUUAAGAAGAGGACGUUCCACUUGAAAAGCCGAUUCGUGUUUCACUCGCUGGGAUUCACUUCGUUUUGUUUUUUGUUUUUUUUUUUUGGGCUGUUUUCCUUUACGACAACUGGGAACGGACAGUUUUCGCCUUCCUGUCUUUUGAGAUCGUUGCACAGUUGAUCAUGUGAGCUGUUGUCAUGAUGUUGCAGAUGCAUGAACUUUCUCUCUUUUUGUUUUAUUUCUAUUUUUUUUACCUAUUAUGGACGUAUACGAUCUAGUGUUGUGGCACAAACAGAAAUGUUUUCCUCUCUCAACAAAUUCGUGUCAAUCACAUGGAUAUUACCGCAGUCUCGGAGUUGUAACGGGAUUCCGUAAAAGCCGUCCCUGUACCUUUAAAGACUAGAUGUUGUUCCCCGGUCUACAUAAACACAGUGUUAUCUUGUGAUGAUUGCCUGUGGUGGAUGUCUUACCAACACGACCUAUGAUACUGUGUCAUGAAAAAAGAAUACGCUGCCCAAUAAAAUCUGAUUCGUUACAAGCAUCA
Tachysurus fulvidraco (yellow catfish) is the source of this 2592-nucleotide messenger RNA. RefSeq names its product palmitoyltransferase ZDHHC14-like. Gene Ontology annotation, cellular component: Golgi apparatus; endoplasmic reticulum. Bases 399 to 1781 code for a protein of 460 amino acids. Gene Ontology annotation, biological process: peptidyl-L-cysteine S-palmitoylation; protein targeting to membrane. The record is from RefSeq and is a predicted model, not a curated record. Gene Ontology annotation, molecular function: protein-cysteine S-palmitoyltransferase activity. The transcript has 10 exons. Lineage: Eukaryota; Metazoa; Chordata; Actinopteri; Siluriformes; Bagridae.